GCUGGGUCGCAGAAACCAGGCUUUUGCGCUUCGCUUUGCGGGUCCACUGUUGCGGUUUCAUUGAACAAAGCCCCUGCAAAAUCCCUGGGUGAUGAAAUAUUUCCUCUCCGUCAGGUCCCGGACAAGAGACGGCAUUUGCAGAGCCAGAAAAGGAAGUCCUUGCCUUAUAGAGAGCGCUCUCGGUGUGACACAAUGGCUGAUAUAAAGUGUCGGGGGAGCUGAGCCGAAGGCAAAGGAACAAAGGAAGAUCGAGAUUCGGUGACUGUCUCGGACGAAGGAGCAGCGGGAAGUGCCUUGGGGAUGGAUAAAUUUAAGGCUGCGCUUGUUCUGGCUGGGGUAGGGGAUGCUCUCGGUUAUCGCAAUUUCUCCCGAGAAAACAAUGCCUUAGGUGCAAAAAUCCAGCAGGAGCUGAAGGAAAUUGGAGGGCUGGAGAACCUGGUGCUCUCCCCCGACAAGUGGCCAGUGAGUGACAACACGCUCAUGCACAUGGCUACCGCAGAGGCUGUCAUCACAGAUUACUGGUGUUUAGAAGACCUGUACCGGGAGCUGGUAAAACGCUAUGUGGAUGCUGUCGACAAGCUUUCGGGGAGGCGGCCAGACCCCGCUACCAUUGAAGGCUGCAGGGAAUUAAAACCAGACAACUACCUUCUCGCCUGGCACACACCAUUCAAUGAAAAGGGUUCUGGAUUUGGAGCAUCCACAAAAGCCAUGUGUUUAGGGAUGCGAUACUGGAAGCCGGAAAGGCUGGAGUCACUUAUUGAAGUGAGCAUUGAAUGCGGACGAAUGACUCACAACCAUCCCACAGGCUUUCUAGGGUCCCUAUGCACAGCUCUCUUUGUGGCAUACGCAAUACAAGGGAAACCCCUUGUGCAGUGGGGAAGAGAGAUGAUGAAGGUUGUGCCGAUGGCUGAAGAAUACUGCAAGAAGACCAUUCGCCACAUGGCAGAAUAUCAGGAGCACUGGUUUUACUUCGAAGCGAAGUGGCAGUUUUAUUUGGAGGAGAGAGAAAUCAAUGAGGAAAAUCAGAAUAAACCUGUCUUUCCAGACAACUACGACGCAGAGGAGAGAGAAAAGACUAUUAAAGCAGAGUUCUAUUCUGAGAAGUCGCUUUGUAUAUAUUUAGGUGCUCAUCUACACAGUGAAAAGCGCCAGUGGAAGGCGCAUCUCUCUGCAGGCACACCAGUGGCAGGAGAUGUGAAAGUGAAGCUCUCAAAUGUGGCUUGGAUUGAUAGAAGAGAAAGCGCAGCUACUGGGUCUAUCGCUGGCUGCCUGUACGGCUUGGUUUACGGCCUGAGCAAGGUCCCCAAAGGCUUGUACCAGGAUCUGGAACAACGGGAGAGGCUCGAAUACUUGGGGGAAAAUCUUUACCGACUAUCCAUGGAGGAAAAGUAA
Opisthocomus hoazin is the source of this 1392-nucleotide messenger RNA. The record is from RefSeq and is a predicted model, not a curated record. NCBI's taxonomy places the organism in Eukaryota, Metazoa, Chordata, Aves, Opisthocomiformes, Opisthocomidae.